Miscanthus lutarioriparius is the source of this 2343-nucleotide messenger RNA. Lineage: Eukaryota; Viridiplantae; Streptophyta; Magnoliopsida; Poales; Poaceae. The record is from the annotation of a GenBank genome assembly.
AUGGCUCCCAACCUCAGCAAGACGACGCCUGCUGGCCUCCUCGGCGGCGACGAGGUGGCCCCGGUGGAGGGCCUGAAGCCGUUACGGUUCACGCUCAAGGGCAAGGACCUGGCCGUGGACGGCCACCCGUUCCUGCUGGACGUGCCGGCCAACAUCCGGCUCACCCCGGCGUCGACGCUCGUGCCCGCCGCGGACGCUCCCGCGGCGGCCGGCGACGGCAGCUUCCUCGGCUUCGACGCGGCGGCGGCCAAGAGCCGGCACGUGGUCCCCGUCGGCAGGCUCCUUGACAUCCGGUUCAUGAGCAUCUUCCGCUUCAAGGGACGUGGAGAACGAGACGCAGAUGAUGGUGCUCGACCGUUCCGCCGACGCCGCCGCGCCGGCGGCGGCCGUCCCUACGUGCUGCUGCUCCCCAUCAUCGAGGGCUCGUUCCGGGCCUGCCUCGAGGCCGGGAAGGCGGAGGACUACGUGGACCUUUGCGUGGAGAGCGGAUCCUCGUCCAUGCGCGGCGCCGCGUUCCGGAGCGCGCUGUACCUGCACGCCGGCGACGACCCGUUCGAGCUCGUCGCGGACGCCGUCAGGGUGGUCCGCGCGCACCUGGGCACGUUCCGGACCAUGGACGAGAAGACGCCGCCGCCGAUCGUAGACAAGUUCGGGUGGUGCACGUGGGACGCCUUCUACCUCAAGGUGCACCCGGAAGGGGUGUGGGAGGGCGUGCGCCGCCUGUCCGACGGCGGGUGCCCGCCGGGGCUGGUGCUCAUCGACGACGGCUGGCAGUCCAUCUGCCACGACGAGGACGACCCGGCCAGCGGCGAGGAAGGCAUGAACCGCACCUCCGCCGGCGAGCAGAUGCCGUGCCGCCUCAUCAAGUUCCAGGAGAACCACAAGUUCCGGGAGUACAAGCAGGGCGGGAUGGGUGCGUUCGUGCAGGAGAUGAAGGCGGCGUUCCCGACCGUGGAGCAGGUGUACGUAUGGCACGCGCUGUGCGGGUACUGGGGCGGCCUCCGCCCUGGCGCGCCCGGACUGCCGCCGGCCAAGGUGGUGGCGCCCAAGCUCUCCCCGGGACUUCAGCGCACCAUGGAGGACCUCGCCGUCGACAAGAUCGUCAACAACGGCGUCGGGCUCGUCGACCCCAAGCGCGCGCACGAGCUCUACGAGGGCUUGCACUCCCACCUCCAGGCCUCCGGCAUCGACGGCGUCAAGGUCGACGUCAUUCACUUGCUGGAGAUGCUGUGCGAGGAGUACGGCGGCCGCGUUGAGCUGGCCAAGGCCUACUUCGCCGGCCUGACGGCGUCGGUGCGUCGGCACUUCGGCGGCAACGGCGUGAUCGCGAGCAUGGAGCACUGCAACGACUUCAUGCUGCUGGGCACGGAGGCGGUGGCGCUGGGCCGCGUGGGCGACGACUUCUGGUGCACGGACCCCUCCGGCGACCCCAACGGCACCUUCUGGCUGCAGGGGUGCCACAUGGUGCACUGCGCCUACAACUCGCUGUGGAUGGGCAACUUCAUCCACCCGGACUGGGACAUGUUCCAGUCCACGCACCCCUGCGCCGCCUUCCACGCCGCUUCCCGCGCCGUCUCCGGCGGGCCCAUCUACGUCAGCGACUCGGUGGGGCAGCACGACUUCGCGCUGCUCCGCCGCCUGGCGCUCCCCGACGGCACCGUCCUCCGGUGCGAGGGCUACGCGCUGCCCACGCGCGACUGCCUCUUCGCCGACCCGCUCCACGACGGCCGGACCGUGCUCAAGAUCUGGAACGUGAACCGCUUCGCGGGCGUCGUCGGCGCCUUCAACUGCCAGGGCGGCGGGUGGAGCCCCGAGGCGCGGCGGAACAAGUGCUUCUCGGAGUUCUCGGUGCCCCUGGCCGCGCGCGCCUCGCCGGCCGACGUCGAGUGGAAGAGCGGCAAGGCGGGGCCCGGCGUCAGCGUCAAGGGCGUCUCCCAGUUCGCCGUGUACAUGGUCGAGGCUAGGACGCUGCAGCUGCUGCGCCCCGACGAGGGCGUCGACCUCACGCUCCAGUCCUUCACCUACGAGCUCCUCGUCGUCGCCCCCGUGCGCGUCAUCUCGCCCGAGCGGGCCAUCAAGUUCGCGCCCAUCGGCCUCGCCAACAUGCUCAACACCGCCGGCGCCGUUCAGGCGUUCGAGGCCAGGAAAGACGCGGGCGGCGUCACGGCAGAGGUGUCCGUGAAGGGCGCCGGGGAGCUGGUGGCGUACUCGUCGGCGAGGCCCAGGCUCUGCAAGGUGAACGGCGAGGAAGCCGAGUUCGCGUACAGGGACGGCAUGGUCACCGUCGACGUGCCGUGGUCGGGGUCGUCCUCGAAGCUGUGUCGCGUCGAGUACGUCUACUGA